Messenger RNA from Heteronotia binoei (common prickly gecko), 698 nucleotides. RefSeq names its product small nuclear ribonucleoprotein polypeptide F (gene SNRPF). The transcript has 4 exons. The record is from RefSeq and is a predicted model, not a curated record. Gene Ontology annotation, molecular function: RNA binding. Gene Ontology annotation, biological process: mRNA splicing, via spliceosome; spliceosomal snRNP assembly. The coding region runs from base 254 to 514 and encodes 86 amino acids. Gene Ontology annotation, cellular component: U1 snRNP; catalytic step 2 spliceosome. NCBI's taxonomy places the organism in Eukaryota, Metazoa, Chordata, Lepidosauria, Squamata, Gekkonidae.
GCUUUGCGUUCCAAUUGGCGCUUUCAGCAGGGACGAUAGAGAUAGAAUAGGCGUUUUUCUAAAUCACUAGAGCGGCCGCGAGAAAAAUAAUUCCAUGAAGGUGAAAGGUUAGCGGGGAAUCGGCAACAGUCUGGCGGAAGUUGAUAGCUUAACGUCACUUCCUGGCCUUUUCCUUUGGACCUCUGGCGGGCACACGUGCUGCCCGGCGGGUAAUUUUUGUUGUUGCGGCUGCCUCCUGCAGGGUCGGGUUGCCAUGAGUUUGCCUCUCAAUCCAAAGCCCUUCCUCAACGGGCUGACUGGGAAGCCUGUGAUGGUGAAGCUGAAGUGGGGCAUGGAAUACAAGGGCUACCUUGUCUCCGUCGACGGCUACAUGAAUAUGCAGCUUGCAAAUACAGAAGAAUAUAUUGAUGGUGCAUUAUCUGGACACCUUGGUGAAGUUCUGAUAAGGUGUAAUAAUGUCCUUUAUAUAAGGGGUGUGGAGGAGGAGGAAGAAGAUGGAGAAAUGAGAGAAUAAACUAUUUUUUGGAAACUUUUUUUAAAAAGUGCUCAGUCUUUUUUUUUUUUAAAUUACAAUAUAUGUCAUAUUUGGGUUCUGUGGUACAUUUGUAAAUGAGCCUGCAUACUGUAUCUGGUGGUUAAGAAAGUUAUUUUGUUGAAGGAAAAUAUUCACUAUGAAAUAAAGAUUCCAUUUGACUGUU